CGGAGUAGAAGAAUCAUAGUGAACCGUCGGGUGAGCCAGUUCAUUGCAGUAGCGCAUCUGCUUUAAUAAUCCUUUGGUCUCGAGUUCUCUCUACCUCCAUGCCACCUGUGAAAGCCGUUGCGAAGUGCGUAGCACGUGGUCCGGGGAAAUAGCACUGCCCAGCAGAGAUCUACGGAUCUGCAGCGCAGGAAGCUUGAGACUUGGCCUUGGCAGUACUGUAAUCGUACGGAGCUCACAACAAACGCGACGCGACAAUUCGACCUUUGCAAAAAUCGUGAAAUCGUCAGCCAUGGACGCCAGUGAGUUCCCACUUGCACUUGGCUUCGUUAUCUGGUGUCAUUUUCUAACACAUAUCUAGCACGAGAGGAGCGCAUGCAGCAAAGACUCCGAGGAAGCCAGUACGACCAUCCGAAACACCCCACGAGAUCCCACGAAUUGACAACUAACACGCGAAUAUUUUAGGAGACAUCAAGUGAAAGAAGUUGAUUUUGGCCUCACAUUUCCUGUCGUUCCGAUACCUGAAGAACCUUCUUCUGCUGGCCCUUCUCGGAGAAGUCCUCGCCUCGAAUUGCCCACCCCCAUCCCCCUUCAACAAACACCCGGAAACGAGGAUACACCAGCACAAGAACCUGCGACGGAAACAGUCAAUGCAUCUCUUAAGAGGGGGAGUAACAAUAUAGAUGCCAAUACAUCCGCGAAGAGGAGGAAACUUGACACAGACGACCCUCGGUCAUCUGGGAGCAGAAGUACACGAUCUCGACCUCAGUCCAUACCGGAUGCCUUCGAAACUCCUGGGGAACCUCUCGAAGAGGAACCUCGAGAUAAUUUGGCCUCAGACGGCUCAGCCAGCAUCCAUACGGAGGCGUCCCCCGUACAUGUGUCUUCGCCAGAUCUGGGGUUGCCUGAAUCUGUGUCCCGCUCUCGGGUUGAAACGACGCCUGUGAUGGAUUCUAGGGUCCAAGAAGUUAGUGAAAGUCCAGUUGAUGCGCCCGGUAGUGGUCGUAGAAAAAUUACAGAUGUCACGAGUUCCCAGGUGCAUCCAACAAAGAGUAGGACACCAAGUCCAGUCAAGCCGAAGACAACCCCAGGUUCGCGGAGGAAGAGUCAGAGAGAGGAGGUGGAGGCCAGUCCUUCCGUUCAUGAUGAUUCGUUCGAUCGGAAUGAACUUGAGAACGACUCCUCCGUCGUUGGUAUUGCAGAAUCUUCCCCCACCAAGCCCAGAAAAAGAGCUCGAAAGCAAAAUGUCACAAUUUCUGUCCCAGAAGAGGAACAAGAUGGUGAAACAUCAAACCAAGAGGACGAGGAGGCCGAGGCUAUUGGAGAUGUUGAGGCCGCUGCUAUACUGAGGAAGCAUCAGGGUCGAAGAAGAUCUCGUAACAUUCCAGCACCAUCUCCUGACCUCGAUGAAGCGGAGCAGCGACAGACCAAGCCCGCAAAAACUCGUAGAAAACAGCCAGCGCCAGUGGUAAGUCCAGCCGAGAAACGCCAACCACGACCACAGCCCAAGGUGGUUUCAAAGGUGGUUAAGAAAAGUGUUGCAAAAUCACCCAAGAAGCCCGCCAAGGGAGCCAGAGUUCGGAUGGGCAGUCCAAUCCCGGUUACAGUGUACCGCCUUACAAGCAAGCCCGCUUACGAUGACGAGGAUAGCGACUAUGAAAUACCAGUGGACAAGCGGGCAGGUAUGAACACAGUAGAUGUGCUUGGUCAGGUUUGCCAGGAGAUAAUAUCAUCGGGAUCAGCCUUCAUCGAAAGAAGCGCGGAAAACGCCAUUGAUUCCACUCAAAGGAGAGAGUGUAGGAAUAAACAUCGUGCUUUAAAAGUGUUUGGUGAAGAAUUGCACUUGCGGCUCUUGACACAGGUACUUUCAGCCAUCCACACAUUUUGAUUCGUACUAACAGUAGCUAGCAAACAACCCUUGAUAAUACAUUUUCUCUCGAGAAACGUGUUCGAGAGGAACAGAGGAAGAAGUUGUCACUUCGUGAAGAGAUCCGUCUCGCUCGAGCAGAACGCCAAGAGGUGGCUUUCCGUUUGGAUGAAGUAAGAAUUAAACAUGAAAUGGAAAGCAAGCAUGCUGAGGUACGUAUAUUUAUUACAUUCUACCAAGACAUCCUGACUAAUCGACCUCAGGGAAAUCACGAACUCAAUCUGGCAAUGCAUGAUGUCGAAUUAGCUGUCGAUCACGGGAGAAGCCAUUCUCAAACAGAUAACAAUUCGAAGAGUGGUGUCGAAGUAUUGCUGAAACGCGUAGCUGGUCUCGUCAGCAAAAAGGGCGGUUCUGGUGGUAUUUUGGAGCAGAUUAAGAACUUCAAUGGGUUCUUGGAGAGGGCCGCUUCCGCACUGGAGUCGAAAAAGAGUUAGGAAUUUGUUUACGGCCACAGGAACGGAUUGAUUGAUACCCAUGAACGAUAGAAUUCAAGUUAUUUGACUG
Messenger RNA from Hymenoscyphus albidus, 2428 nucleotides. The record is from the annotation of a GenBank genome assembly. Lineage: Eukaryota; Fungi; Ascomycota; Leotiomycetes; Helotiales; Helotiaceae.